AUGCAGGCACCGGUGGUGGUGAUGAACACCAAUGCUGGUGAAAGACAGGUUGGUCGGAAAGCGCAGUUGUCGAAUAUCGCCGCCGCAAAGACCGUCGCGGAUAUUAUUCGGUCAUGUCUUGGACCCAAGGCGAUGUUGAAGAUGCUUUUGGAUCCAAUGGGUGGUAUUGUUCUGACCAACGAUGGCCAUGCUAUUCUCCGAGAGAUUGAAGUGUCGCACCCCGCCGCAAAGAGCAUGAUUGAACUCAGUCGUACUCAAGAUGAGGAGGUCGGAGAUGGCACUACGACUGUUAUCAUUCUUGCCGGUGAAAUGCUUGCCCAGGCUCUUCCCCAACUAGAGCGUAACAUCCACCCUGUCGUUAUUAUCUCGGCUUUCAAGCGUGCGUUAGCGGAUGCUCUUGCCAUCGUGGAGGAAGUUUCGAUACCUGUGGAUAUCGAUGAUGAUAAGGCCAUGUACACUCUCAUCCAGUCAUCCAUUGGGACAAAGUUCGUUUCCAGGUGGUCGGAUCUUAUGUGCGGCCUGGCCUUGAAGGCUGUUCGAACGGUCUCCUUCGACGCGGGUGGUGGAAAGCGAGAAGUUGACAUCAAGCGAUAUGCUCGUAUCGAGAAGAUCCCCGGUGGUCAGAUCGAGGAUAGUGAGGUCAUCGACGGUGUGAUGGUCAACAAGGAUAUUACGCAUCCCAAGAUGCGGAGAAGAAUUGAGAACCCUCGUGUGAUCUUGCUUGAUUGCCCAUUGGAAUACAAGAAGGGUGAAUCUCAGACCAACAUUGAAAUUUCGAAGGAAGACGACUGGAAUCGCAUCUUGCAGAUUGAAGAAGAGCAAGUGAAGCACAUGUGCGAUGCUAUCUUGGCUCUGAAGCCGGACGUCGUCAUCACCGAAAAGGGUGUCUCGGACCUCGCUCAGCACUUCUUGGUGAAGGCCAACGUGACAGCCCUGCGCCGAGUGAGAAAGACGGACAACAACCGAAUUGCACGAGCAACUGGUGCAACGAUCGUGAAUCGCGUCGACGACCUCCAGGAAUCCGAUGUAGGAACCGGAUGCGGACUUUUUGAGAUCGAGAAGAUCGGCGAUGAGUAUUUCACUUUCCUCAGAAAGUGCGAGAAUCCCAAGGCCUGUACCAUUCUCCUGCGAGGCCCGUCAAAGGACAUUAUCAACGAGGUUGAGCGGAACCUGCAAGACGCCAUGUCGGUUGCUCGGAACGUCAUUUUCCACCCCCGACUUUCUCCUGGUGGUGGUGCCAUUGAGAUGGCCGUGUCCGUCCGAUUGAGCCAGCUGGCCAAGACCGUUGAGGGCGUCCAGCAGUGGCCGUAUAAGGCUGUGGCUGAUGCUAUGGAGGUCAUUCCACGAACGCUAGCGCAGAACGCUGGUGCCAGCCCUAUCCGUGUUCUUACACGUAUGAGGGCUAAGCACGUCGAAGGUGAGACUACAUGGGGUCUUGACGGUGACUCAGGUGCCCUGGUCGACAUGAAGGAGUAUGGUGUGUGGGAGCCUGAAGCGGUCAAGCUCCAGAGUAUUAAGACAGCCGUCGAGUCCGCAUGCUUGCUUCUCCGUGUCGAUGAUAUCUGCAGCGCAAAGUCUGCGCAGCAAGUGGGUGCCAACGCUGGUGGUGGCGAAGAUUAA
Messenger RNA from Aspergillus tanneri, 1620 nucleotides. RefSeq names its product chaperonin-containing T-complex subunit CCT3 (gene CCT3). Gene Ontology annotation, cellular component: chaperonin-containing T-complex. The record is from RefSeq and is a predicted model, not a curated record. Lineage: Eukaryota; Fungi; Ascomycota; Eurotiomycetes; Eurotiales; Aspergillaceae. The transcript is spliced from 6 exons. Gene Ontology annotation, biological process: protein folding. Gene Ontology annotation, molecular function: ATP hydrolysis activity; ATP binding; ATP-dependent protein folding chaperone. Bases 1 to 1620 code for a protein of 539 amino acids.